This is a messenger RNA of Ornithodoros turicata, 966 nucleotides long. Its product is annotated as tigger transposable element-derived protein 6-like. The record is from RefSeq and is a predicted model, not a curated record. NCBI's taxonomy places the organism in Eukaryota, Metazoa, Arthropoda, Arachnida, Ixodida, Argasidae. Gene Ontology annotation, molecular function: DNA binding. The transcript has a single exon. Bases 1 to 966 code for a protein of 321 amino acids. Gene Ontology annotation, cellular component: nucleus.
AUGCAGUCGACGAAGGCAAGUUAUCGAAGCUGGAGCUAUCCAAGAAGCACAUUGUCUAUCUAUGUCCGAAACAGAAGAACCAUUGAAGAGGCAUACGAAGCCGAAGCAUUUGCUUCCUCUGCUUGUGAUCGGGAAGUCGUCGAAAGCCACGGUGUUUUAAGAACGUUUGCACCCUUCCUACAGAAUACACAUCCAACUCGAAGGCGAGAAUUGUUCAAGUGGUGGCUCACGAAGCUCGACAAAAAGUUCGAGCUGCAGAAACGGCGGGUGCUGUUGAUUGUGGACAACUGUUCCGCUCAGAAGGUGGAUGUUGAGCUCGAGUCAAUUGAGCUUGCCUUCCUGCCUGCCAACAAGACAGCCGCCCUGCAGCCGAUGGACCAAGGUAUCUUCACCAAGAACGUCAAGUCCUUCUACAGGCGGCAUAUCCUGGAACGUACGAUAUUGUGCGCAGGAAAUUACAGUGUUAACCUUCUCUCUGCCAUGCAUAUGCUAGCGCGAGCGCAGCAUCAAGUUACUGUGGCAACGAUCUCUAACUGCUUCAGGCACUGUGGAUUUGUUGUUGCCGACACGGAGGCUUCUGACAGUGCUGCAGCGCUAGAGGUGGCCUGUGAGGAUAUCAGUGACGUGCUCCAUGAUGUGAACUUCAGUGAUUACAUCAAUGCGGAUAGUGGUGUGGCUGUCUGCGGUGCACUGACCGACGAGGACAUCAUUUGUGAGGUUGUCAGCAGCGAGAACGCGCCUACAGACAUUUGCGACGACGAUGAUGAGGGUGAAGAGGAGGACCCACAGGUGUGCCCAUCUGCGUCGCAAGUGAUAGAGGCGCUCAAUGUUGCGCGUCUCUUUUUCUCUUGUGAAGAGAACGAAGAAGGCUCUCUGUGUCACGUUUACGCGCUCGAACGAAGUUUGUCGGCGAUUGAGUUCAAGAAAAAGCAGCAGAGAAUGAUCGCAGACUUUUUUUCGAAAUAA